Molecule: messenger RNA, 9191 nt
Organism: Paramuricea clavata
Lineage: Eukaryota; Metazoa; Cnidaria; Anthozoa; Malacalcyonacea; Plexauridae
Source: the annotation of a GenBank genome assembly
GGCAGCAGAAUAAAAAAAUUCCCAAACCUGUAUGAUAAUAACGUGUUAGCUUGAUGUUUAUAAUAUUUGCAGGGAGUACUAGGUGGCCCAGGCGAAACAGCUGCGAGUGGUGAUUCGGUAAGUAUAUCACUGGAAUACUAUUCAAUUAAUUAUAUAUCCACGACAGUGGAACCUCUUUAAUACGAACAUCAAUAAGACAGAGAAAAAUGCCAGAGACUCCGUCGUUAAGCAGUUUAAAAUUUCAGUUACUAAAACUUGGACGCACACUUCAGUGUUUCCUUUAAUUAAUAUAUUUAUUUUGUAUGCAUUCAAAUUAUAUUAAUAUGCAGUUAAUAAUAUGGCACACAUUGGGCCGGGAUCACUGCAAAUCGCGAAUAUUCUUCUAUAUAGUCUAAUAACUGUUUUACAGUUGAGUUACAUAUUCUAUAAGAACUGAAAAAGUUGCAUCUGUAUAUCAAAAUUAUACAGUCUAUUAUAUAGAGAAUCAUAAUUAUUUAAUUAAUCAUGUCGUAUUUUUGGUAAGGAACUUUUUAAAAGAAUCUUUCAAUUGUUACAUUUAGAGAAUGGGUAUGCCAUUUGAGGAAAAUUAGAAGCUCUCAUUUUCACCGGUAGUGGAAGAAUCUAACUAUGACCACAUUUUACGAAAGUGCGGGGGGGGGGGGGCUCCUACUGCUCCUCUCAUUUGUUUGUAAUCUUAAUUGGUCGCAUUAAUAAGCCAUUUCUCACGACGUUCAGUGCUAUAACACCGCGUCUUGUAAUGCGAAGUUGAAAACAAAAAUGUUAUAUUUUCAAUUCUGCACACAUUUAAAUCAAUAUACUGCACAGAACGUUGCAAUAGAAAUCUUUCGAACACAACCAUUUCUAAUAUACUGAUUUGAGAUUUUCAUAUAAUUGUUUUAUUCUUUUCAAUAAAUUAACUUGGAAGAAAUGUCGUGAGAUCACUUUAUUAAUAUAUAUAUAUAUAUAUUUGAUGUUGAAGAUUGGUAAUCAUGUAUAAUAUUAUACGAUUAACUUCUCACCAUGACUACCGUAUUUACUCGAUUAAACGCCGCGUCAUUUAUUACAUAAUAAAAACAACAAGUUGAGUUUCAAGUAUCAAACAGUGUCUGAAACCAAAUUACACCAAACUUCUCUCCUCUUUAAAUCCUUGUAAAUCUACUGGAAUUGAUAAAAGUUCCCGCUAAGAUUAUUCGUAUUGCUGCGCCAAUAAUUGCAAAUUCACUGAUAAGAAUUUUUAAUGCGGCAAUCUAUACUGAAACUGUUCCUUCAGAUUUUUUCUGUGCUGGUGUUGUGUACUCAGGUGAAUAUGAUGUUUGUGAUGUUACUCUGAGUGUAUAUCCACACCGGGCGAGCUUGAAAAAUGUGCCCGGCCACGGUGGGAAUCGAACCUACGACCUUUGGAAUACUAGCCCAAUGCUCUGCCAACUGAGCUACGCGGUCAAGACGGUUCGAGUAAGUGAUAUUUCGGAACAGAAUCUAGUUCCUUCGAUACCAAUGUAAUCUAGUAAUAUGAUUUUUUCUGUGCUGGUGUUGUGUACUCAGGUGAUACAUCAUAGGUCAUCAUAUUCACCUGAGUAACACAACACCAGCACAGAAAAACUCAUGUUACUAGAAUACAUUGGUAUCGAAGAAACUAGAUUCUGUUCCGAAAUAUCACUUACUCGAACCGUCCUGACCGCGUAGCUCAGUUGGCAGAGCAUUGGGCUAGCAUUCCAAAGGUUGUAGGUUCGAUUCCCACCGUGGCUGGGCAUAUUUGUCACGCUCGCCCGCAGGGGCGGCGCUAACUCUCUUCGAGUGGGGGUGUGUGAGUGAUCUUUUGCCGACUGUUGUUUGGUAAUUUUGCCGAGUCAUUAGCCUAUAGUGAGGGUCCUGAAGGGGGGGGGAGGGUCCCAAUCCCAUUUUCCACCUGAAAUUUUGGCAAAAUCCCAGUCCCAGUUGGAUUUUUAUUAGAAAUCCCAGUCCGAGUUAUUGAAACCCCAGUCAAUAAAAACCCCUUUAUUUAUCGGUAGAAUAAACAGUUUUAAGACCUUUUAAGCCACCGUGUGUGCAAGUGGCGGACAUUUUAUGAAAUAUUGGGGGGGGAGGCUCGUGCCGAAGGCACGGAAAAUUUUUAAAUUUGAAUCCUGAAAAUGGCAUUUGCAUCAUUCUGAGAGACGCAUAAUCAGAAAACCCAAAAUUCCUGUCGGCAUCCAUUUUGCAGCCCUCGAAAAGUCAAAAUCUCGGCAUUUCUUAAAAUCUGUUCCACGUCUUGGAGCACUAUUAAUCACGCAUUUAAUUUACGAAUCAUUGAAAUCGGAAUAUAACUGGAACGUUACCUCCAGCCGGAAAAUUCGAAAGUUGGAGCCAAAUUUUAACUCCAGACGGGCGAAAUUUGAUCUUCAAACAUCUAACGUAUAUACACAAAACACAAUACCCGUCAGUUUUUAAACCUAACACCGUAAUAAAAUUUGCAUUGCUGCAUGUGUGGCUUCUUUGAUGCAUGCUAUUCGUGAUAUUCGGUUUGAAUUCAAUUAUUCAGGAGGUCAAUUUUGGUUUCUUCAGUGGUUAUCUUUAGCCAAUCCAGUUUUGCCGACUGAGAUAACAAUUUGCCGAUUAGCUGACGAGUUGGGGGGGGGGGGUGUUCCACACCACCCCUGUAGCGCCGCCCCUGCUCGCCCGGUGUGGAUAUACACUCAGAGUAACAUCACAAACAUCAUAUUCACCUGAGUGCACAACACCAGCACAGAAAAAAUCAUAUUACUAGAUUACAUUGGUAUCGAAGGAACUAGAUUCUGUUCCGAAAUAUCACUUACUCGAACCGUCCUGACCGCGUAGCUCAGUUGGCAGAGCAUUGGGCUAGUAUUCCAAAGGUCGUAGGUUCGAUUCCCACCGUGGCCGGGCAUAUUUUUCAAGCUCGCCCGGUGUGGAUGUACACUCAGAGUAACAUCACAAACAUCAUAUUCACCUGAGUACACAACACCAGCACAGAAAAAAAUCAUAUUACUAGAUUACAUUGGUAUCGAAGGAACUAGAUUCUGUUCCAAAAUAUCACUUACUCCAACCGUCCUGACCGCGUAGCUCAGUUGACAGGGCAUUGGGCUAGUAUUCCAAAGGUCGUAGGUUCGAUUCCCACCGUGGCCGGGCAUAUUUUUCAUGUUCCUUCAGAGUUAUCCGUUUACACAAAAAUGGCCGUCGAAACAUGCUGAAUAACUAUCGGCCAAUUUCCAUUCUGUCUAUAUAUGGUGAUUAUGGUCAAUUAUAUGAUUAUUUUGUUGUUAAUAAUUUGUUGUCUCAAAAUCAAUUUGGUUUUAGGUAGUUCCAUUCUAUUCUAAUGGUUCAUUAAUAUGAACGUACUGUGGUCAAUUCAAUAUCGCAGUAUUUCUUGACUUGCAGAAGGCAUUUGAUACUAUGAAUCAUGAUUAUAUUGAUUAAGAAAACAGAUUUCAAAUGUGUACUUUGAACAGCGUAUUGUCCAAAACAAUUUAGUUACUUUUUCAUGUGAUCCCCCAAGGUUCAAUUCUUGGACACUAUACAGGGUGUAUAAACUAAAAAAAACUGAACAGAUUUGAAAUUGCUCUCAUUUUCGGAAAACAGCUAUUAGUAUCUAGUUUUUGAUGUAUAUAGCUUCUUUCGGUACUUGUAAGGUAGAAUAAUGUAAAAAAAAAUUCUCGAACUCAAAUUUUGUGAACCAGGGGGGGGGGUGUCUUUUCCAACAAACUAAAAAUGGCUUGCGCACGAAAUUUAAAAGCUUUAAGUUAAUCGUAUUUUGAGUUAAUGGAUGGAAAAUUUGUUGGGGUAGUUUUAAUUACUGUACAAAAUUUCAGACAAUUUGCUUUAGUUUGAGCCCUUUUACUAUCCAUUUUUCCUUAAAAAUCAGCCUUUCGCAUGCUUAAUUAAUGCCUUUACUAAUUUGCAUAUUGCUGACAUAUGCAAAUUGCCAAAGCAUUAAGCAUGCAAAUUGCUGAUUUUUUAGGAAAAAUGUAAGUUUGCGUGGAUAGUUGAGGGCUUAAACUGAAGCAAAUUGUUUGAAAUGUCGUGCAGCAAUUAAUUCACCAAGCACGUUUUUCAUCCAUUAACUCAAAAUACGAUUAUAGCAUUUAAAUCGCGUGCGCGAUCCAUUUUUAGUUUGUCGGAAAAGACACCCCUCCUGGUUUACAAAAUUUGUGGUCGCGAAAUUUUUUCUCAUUAUUCUACAUUAUGAGUACCCAAGGAAGCCAUAUAUAUCAAAAACUGGAUACUAAUGCGGUUUUGAGAAAUUGACAGUAACUUCAAAUCUGUUCAGUUUUUUUAUACACCCUGUAUAAACGAUCUGCCUCGUCAUCAAGAAUGUUGAACACUCGUCAUCAAAAUUUAAAUAUCGUUAAAACUGAGUACAUACUAAUUGGAUCAUGGCAUAAUAUCAAUCAUAUAUUGGCUGCCCCAAAGGUAUUUGUUGGUGACAUACCAAUAAAAAGGGUGAGAGAAACAAAGGCACUUGGAGUCUAUAUUGAUGAAUUUCUAUGAUGGCAAAAGCAUAUUGAUAAAAUUGCAAAAAAGUCUCAUCCGGAACUGAGGCAAUCAGAAAGUUAAAUUCUAUCUAUUAAUAUUUAGUACUAUUUAACAAUUAUUCGCCGAAGGCGAGGUGAUUAUCGGUGAAUAAAAACCGAGACGAAGUCGAGGUUUUUAUUCACGAUAAUCACCGAGCCUGAGGUGAAUAAUUGUUUUAGUAUAAUUUCAUAGGUGAUUAUUUGGAAAAAAAUAAGAAAAUACACAUUUCUUUGUCAUUUAAUUGACAAAAAGGCUUCGGCCGCCAUUUUGAAAAUCGCUUAGGUGAUUAUCGCGUAAUAAUCACCUCAACGGCAACCAAUCAGUGUGGAGAAUUUUCAAUAAUCACCUAUGUAAUUAUACUAAAAUGUAUUAAUAUGUAAGUAAUUGUAAUAACUGUAAUUAACUGUAUUUGUAUGUUAAUGUAAAUUUGAAUUAAUGCUACGCCCCCCUUGUAAAUCAGCCUUUGCUGUAGGGGUUAGCGUAAUAAAAUAAAGUUUUACCUAUACCUACUUACCUAUACCCAACCAAUUGCGAUGCGGCGUUUAUUUAUUUACUUUGCCAUCAUACUUAUACAUUCAUUGGCUGGGAAACCAUAACAGCCAUUACCAAUUACAGCGGCCCCUCCAGGGCGGGUUAAUACUAAAUCCUAAAACAAAACCCUAAGAACAUAAUUAAAUUAAUGUCUCUUCUCAUCUUCUGAAAAGUUCACUGUCUUAUGAGAGCGGCGUUUAUUGGAGGGAUGCGUUUAAUCGAGUAAAUGCGCGCGGUACACAUUCGUAACGUUGUAUCAGGGGGCCCCGGUUCAAAAUUUUCGAAGGCCCCCAUAGUAGAAGUGCCAAAGGCACAAGUCGAGCGCCGUAUAUGCACGAGUUUUCUAGGGGUACAGGCAUUCACCCGGAAAUUUUUUUAAUCUAGACUCUUUGAAAUGCUAUUUCCCGGACUUUGGGGAGAGAUUAAUUUUACAGAACUCUGAUGGUCAGAAAACGACAUUAUAGCAUGUCAGAGGCCAAUAUUUUUGCAGCUUGAGCCCGGUGGCACCCAUUUGAGUUGGGGGCCCCCAUUUGAGUUGGGGGCCUCCGGGUUCUCCCGGUCCGAACCCAUAGUAGUUACGCCACUGGGCCUAUUAGCACUUCCCUAUGUUGUAUUGGUAAAUUAAAUUUGUAUAUUUCUGUAUUUUCGAUAACUGCAUGCACAUUAGCUAUUUAUUCUUCGAAGAUACUGUUAACGAUGCUUUGACGUUGCUUUUGUGCCCUUUUGAUUAGAAUCGCUGACCUAGUAAUUUCAUAUCAACAUUGUGAUAAAAGAAUGCACGGGUUUUCAUAAGAACCGUGCCAUAAAUUCGAGUACAAUUAUCAUUUACUCAUCCCUGGUGUUUUUGUAGGGUGACUGGGGUUACACUGGUCUUACAGGAAUGCCGGUAAUAUGAACUGUAUUCUGUAUAAAUACUUGGAUAAUAAUCUAUAGCUAUUAACAUCCAGCUAAUUAGGACUUUAGUUUUCCUUUGCCCGCCGUACUUGCUCGAGUAAUAAAUUCUAGAGUCCUUUGGCAAAUUAAAAUUCACAAGACCCUUCAACUAUUAUACAUUCCAUCUACAAGACCCUUCAACUUCGAGUGAGAUGCUAACACAAUAUUAAAAUGUAUACGUUAUAGUCAUUUUCAGACAUGCUGCCGGUACGGCAAAUUGCCGCAUCCGACGUUAAUUCCUUGAUGUAACUAUACAAAUCGUUAAAGUCUUUUUAUACUGUAAAAGUCUCAAUCACAAAACAUGUUUGUUUAUUUUUCUCCUCUUGUCCAUCUCAUCAUUGCAGCUGUACAGUUUGCAGUUUGAGUUAGAUAACAUGUAGUACAUUUUAGACAUCCUUGCGUUAACAAAUUCUCCCUAUAGUCCUUAACUUUGCCGCAUAAUGGUGAGCAUUGCAAACCUCCUUAGAAAAAACGUUGUAGGAGUUUUUCACUUUUCACAUUUUCUAUUUGUUAUCUGCAAUGCUUCAUGUAUGAUCGUCUCCACAAUUCGGAAAUCGAUUUCAAUUUGACAAAUUGAGUACUUGGGGUUGUUAGGUUUGGUAGUUUUCGAGGGCAAAGCUUGUCCGGAUCAUGUAAAUGAAUAUCUAUACUUAUUUUUCCUAACACAUACAGGGUGAACCAGGACCGAAAGGGAGAGGUGGCUCGAAGGUAAAUACAUGACUAAAAUUACUGAAUCAUGACCAUUCGCUAAUUGCCCAUUUAAAAAGGGACCAGAAACAUUUGAUGUAUAAAAUUAGCCAUAAUUAUGCUUUUCUGUAAUAUUUCGUGCAUUUUCCAUAUUUCUGCUACGCGAUAUCACGAUAUCAGAAGCUCCCUGCGACCGUUUUGUACUCGCCUUAACGGUGCAGAAGACGCAUUUCGUGGGCCCGAUAUUGAUGAUUGUUUGAUAAUUUUAUAGGGACAUAAAGGAGUUCAAGGAAAGCCUGGUGCCAAGGUAUAAGAAUCAGUAUUAUCCUUAAAGCAUUACUUUCUACCACAGUAUCAUGCAAUUCUGAGCACCAGAAAUUAUUAAUUCUGACCCUCCAGAAAACAACGAAAAAUUUGUGCUCUCGAGCGGGGUUUGAACUAGAAUCUGGACCGGUUCUCUAUCCUUAGAAUUCUUGGAAGAUUAUAUCCCUCUUCCAUUAAUAUUAUGGAGUGAGAGGAUUGGUAUCAUUGAAACAGAUUUGUUAGCAUGUUUUGGGGGAACACGAAUUUAGUAUACGCGUACGGUAAAUAGUAUACACUUAUAUAUGUCUGCUCCCGAGGGAAAUAUUUCCUUUUGUUUUCGCGAGAGUCUCGAUGUUUCCAGAGACGAAGUCGAGGGGAAACAUUGAGAUUCGAGGGAAAACAAAAGUAACUGUUUCCCGAGGGAACAGACAUUAUUAAGCGUUUUGUUAUAUAGCGACGAACAAAAAUCAACAUUCAACAACAUUCAUACAGCAAUAGACCUUAUGCAUAAUGACGUCACCAAGCUUGAUGCCCGCGAGGAAUGCCGGUCUUAGUAGUCAUAGCCCAGGAAAAUUAAACAAUUGAUGACUACUAAGACCAGCAUUCCUCGCGGGCAUCAAGCAUUGUGACGUCAUUAUGCAUAAGGUCUAUUGUAUUUCGUGACCGAAACUCUAUAGUGUAAACGAGUUUAAAAUUAAAAGAACAUACUUAAACGGUUUCAGCAGCAUAUCCUGUUGCCUGUUGUGUAUUUUUCUUCUCUUUUACCUCCUUUAUUUGAACACAAACUUGGAAAAUCGUAAUUUCUAAUUAUGUUAGUUGUGCCGCCAUUUUGUUUAUUUUUGUACGAAGCGGUCGGAGCGGGCAACAAUUUUUCUGUUGUUGGCCGGAGGGAUACAUUGCAUUUAUCUGAAGUCACGUGACCACAAAUCAGCCAAUCACGUUUGGUGUUCACCCUAGCUAUAUAACAAAAAAUAUUACAAACAUUUAAUGAUUAAUUUGCGGUGAAGAACACAUAAAACGGGACAUAGGCCAAAACUACUUCACCUCAGUCAAUACCGCGAGAAUGUAUGCAUGGUUGCAAGUUGGUAUGGCUAGCAGCAAUUAUAUACAAUACAAUCUUCCAGAAAAUGUACUUAUCCUUGGUCAUAUUCCGUUGCCGUGUCAUCGUUGGCGUGAUUGGUAGAUCGGGUUUAGAUCCCUUUAUCCGCUGAUUACGAGACAUAUAUAUACAUGCAUACAGUUAUACUAGAUAAUAUGAAAGACCUUUAUAAUUAUAUAGGUCUUCAAUAGGCAAUUCCAGCUUUAGUUUAUGUCUGCAGGGGAUGAUGGGAAGUAAGGUAUAUCAUAUUGCUGAUUUGCUGAAAAAUUUCAAUAAAAACUACCGAAACAACCGAAAUAUUUCAAUAUUUACAAGUAUAAGCUUUCACUCCGUGUUUACACGGCCACCAUUUUUAUUUUUUCAGCAUAAUUAGCAAUACGAUACCUCACUUCCCAUCGUCCCCUGCACACAUAAACUAAAAGCUGGAAUUGCCUAUGGCAAAAUAAACAGCUCAAAGCCCAAAUCUCGAUCUCGUAAGCGAGGUGCCUGUUGCCAAUGCUAAGUGCACUUUCCGGAAGUGUUUUUGUUCUUUAAUUAAAUACAAUUAUUGUGAAGAUGAAUACUCAUUGAGCAACCGGGAAUACCGAGCUAGUUGAGCAAUAUAUAGGUGGGAUUUCGCAGUCGAUACAUUUCACUACAAAUAUAUGCAAGUUGUAAUUGGAUUUUCGUGUAAGACGUAAAUUUUCGCGAAACUUAUAUUAUUUCAUUUCAGAUGGAAAAGAAUAUGGAGAUAUAUGUAUUGAAUGACUACUUCGUGGCCCAAAGUGGUUACUAUAACAAACUCUAUCACGUCAAAUCGCGUGAUUUGACUGACGGUAGAACAAACACUGGUGGUUGGGGUAGUGAAACAGCAAAGACUGGGAACUACGUGCAGGCGACUUAUAUUCGUCCGGUCAACGUCACAUCAGUCACAGUGGCUGGAGGUUAUAUUCCAUCUUGGGGCCAUGACGUCAGACGAGGAUAUGGGAAACUGGAUUUGGAAUAUUCUUUAGAUGGGAAAUCUUGGUUGAAGGUUAGUUGAGUACGUAUUGUUAUAACAGCAUAAUUGAAGCAUACCCAAUUAUUAAUUGCGUUGUAAUGAAAACCAAAUUGGAACGUGCAUUUUUUGCUUGAAAUCAAGGCAAAUAAUGUA